Empidonax traillii (willow flycatcher) is the source of this 491-nucleotide messenger RNA. RefSeq names its product vascular non-inflammatory molecule 3-like. The coding region runs from base 143 to 490 and encodes 115 amino acids. The transcript is spliced from 2 exons. The record is from RefSeq and is a predicted model, not a curated record. Lineage: Eukaryota; Metazoa; Chordata; Aves; Passeriformes; Tyrannidae.
CAGAUAAUGUUUUAACAGACCAGCAGUUCCUCACUCUUUCCAAGUUAAACUUUGUCCCUGUUUUCUUUUCUAUGCAUGUUCUGUUCCUUUCGCACUGUUUGUCCAUGACUCAGAGCGCUUCAGGAGCUGCAAGGUACCAGCCAUGCUCCCUUCCCAGCCUCUCCUGCACGCUGGGGUAUUUGCACUCACAGUCCUUCAGGCCCUUGCCUCCCACACCUUCAUUGCAGCCGUCUACGAGCACGCGGUCGUCCUGCCAGAUCCCACUGACAAGCCUGUUUCUCCCAAUGAUGCUUUGGCCCUGAUGAACAAAAACAUGGAUGUCUUGGAAGGGGCCGUAAAGGAAGCCGCCCAGCAGGGUGCCCACAUCAUUGUGACUCCUGAAGAUGGCAUCUAUGGCUGGAAAUUCACGAGAGAAUCCAUCUACCCGUACUUGGAGGAUAUCCCUGCUCCAGAGGUGAACUGGAUUCCCUGCACUGACCCCUCCAGGUGAU